AUGAAACUUGAAAUUUAUAACGAAAUAAUUAGUAUUAUAAGGGAGUAUGAUGGGGCGAAGGUAUGCCCGUGGCGGGAAGUGGAUUCUAUUCUUAAACAACGAUUUCCAGAUGUUUCAGCUGACACAUUGGGUAGCAUUUAUUCCCUUGAAUACCAAAAGAAGAUGAAGAAAAACCAUCAGAAAUUCAGUAAGACUGGAGAAAAAUUAUAUAAAAAGUACCAGAAAGAAGCAGAUUCUGGAGAGAAGCCAGGAAUUCUCCUCCGCCUUGCUGACAGUAUUGAUCUAUCUCCAGCAUUACUUGCACGUAUAAUUUUAGAACAACAUCAAGAACAAGGGUCAGAUGAAGAAGAAGCUUCGAAGAAUACAAUCACAAAACUGAUGAGGGAUACUACAUUAAUAAAAAACAAGGACCUAGCAUAUGAAGUAUAUUUGUGCGUAAUCCAUGAUGACCAGUAUGGACCUGUCACAGACUGCAUUAAACACUCCAUUGGGCAAGAAUAUGAGCUACGUUUGCAAAGAAUGGUAAGAAAUGCUAACAUACCAUUCAAGGACGAAGAGCAGCUGCGAACAUGUGGUUAUGACAAGACACCAGAUGUUAAGCUGGAGUUGCCUGUGGCGGUAGAUGGCUUUGUAGUAAAUUGGAUAGAAAGUAAAGCACUCUUUGGUGAUGAAGCAAACCACAAAACAUAUAUAAAGGAACAGUAUCUUAGUUACUGGAACAGAUUUGGCCCUGGUCUUGUCAUUUAUUGGCUUGGCUUUGUUGAUACACUGGAGUACAUCAGUGAAAAGAGAUUCAUCAUACGUGACACAUUUCCAAACAAUAUUACAUUAAUGGAUCCAAAGAGCAUAUAGCUGCUUGCACUAGAUUUGAAUUAUUUCAACAUAUCAUGCAUCAACAUUCUCUUAUAACCAAGUAGACUAAAGUGCUCUCAUUGAUCCACAUAGUGCUGCAUACUUUCAUUCGCAAGACCAAUUAUGGGGCAGGAUCUUGAUGUGAUUGGAGCCUAUUACAUCUGCCCACAUUCAUCAUGUGCUUUGUGCCUCACUAGUAAUUGCUUCUCAGUGAAACUUGUUGUACAGUAUGGAGCAUAUGAAGAAAGAGGUUGCAACAUCUUGAUCUGGUUGUGUCAUCAAGUUUGUACUGGUUAUGCCACUUAAGAUUUUGGCACAGUACAUGAAGAAGCAAACUUUGUAUCCUAUAUUUUCCAAGCCAGAGUAACUCACUACAAACUGAGUCAGUUAUAACAUUGCAUUCUGCCAACUGAAAAUUUUAAACCAUAACAUGGAAAGAAGCAGAUAUUUGUUAAUAUAUUGUUUGUUCCUAGAGAGUUUUAAAAAAUUUCUUUCAUUUGUUUACAUCAUUUUCAGUUUUAUUUUUCAUAGCUCUAACUGUGGACAUUUCUUUCAGUAAUUCAGUUUUAUGUUAGAUCCUUUCUUGUACUUAUUCUGACAUGGUAAUGGGAGCAGUUGUAAGAAAGUGGUUGAGUAUUGUGAACUUAGUGCCAGUGUCAAAAAAUAAGUGAUUAAUAAAUACAAGGCCAAAUGCA
Schistocerca gregaria is the source of this 1547-nucleotide messenger RNA. RefSeq names its product CDAN1-interacting nuclease 1. The transcript has 9 exons. Lineage: Eukaryota; Metazoa; Arthropoda; Insecta; Orthoptera; Acrididae. The record is from RefSeq and is a predicted model, not a curated record. Bases 1 to 852 code for a protein of 283 amino acids.